AUGUAUGUAAAAUUAAAAUCAGUCAGACUACCUGGUGACUGUUGUCACUGUUUGAAGUGUUGGACUCUUUUGACACAGGAGGUAGCGGGUUACCAGCGCGCUGUGAUAGUGGCGUACAUCACCGAGAUAUCUCAGAGUCUCGAGGAGAUGCCCGAGUCUGAGCGAGAUCGACCGCUUCACAAACCGUCCGUCAGACUGCUAGUGGAACUACUCAGACAAAUCAUGGACCCCCUGUCUCAUGUUGUGUUGAGCCUACAACUGUUGCGGACCUUCAGCCAUUUUUCUGAUAACCUGGUUGUCAUGGUGAACUGUCAGGCUGCGCCAGCAGUGUUGGGUUGUAUGGCCGUUUAUCUGGACGUCACGGAGAUCCAACAGUACGGGCUGGACAUACUGGCCAGAAUAGCCAGCUACCGACCAAGACUGGCCGAAAAAAUUCCCCUGAGAGAGACGGCCCUAGAGAUGAUCCUUCGAUCUAUUCAGCGUCAUCAGAAGAGCAUCCUUAUUGUGCCCCCCGGCUGUAGGACGCUGGUCAAUCUCACCUGUAGCCUUCAGGAAAAUCUCGACAACUUCCUCUCCUCAGACACAGAAUUUUCACCGGAGGUCGGGGAAGCUGUAGAGAGAUACGACGCGUUACUGAGACACAUCUUCCAGCACGCUGUCCCUGUGAUCCAGUCCGUACUACAGGAAUACCCGAACAACUUAGACGUGAAGACCGAGGGUCGACGAUUCCUGUACAACUACUCUAAAAUGACGCAGUUCACGCAAAAGAAAAAGUUACAAGCUCUGUCUAAGUCAACACAAGACGAGGAAAGUCAGGAGCUCACAGAGACGUUAACGACCCCCAAAAUGUUUGUAUCUAACGACCAGGAAGAGGAGCCCGCGGGAAUUCUCAAAAAGACGGAAGAGAAAGGUUACAUGGCUGCCCUGGAUCGCAAAGUCCACUUCGCCGACAAAGAACCACUGGACUCCAUGACCAGCUCAGAGGACGAAUCUGACCUUGACCUUCAGACUACAGAGGUCAAGGCCAGGUUAGAGGUACAGGAGACUGUUAUUCUGAGUGAGGAGGCUGCUGAAGCUCUGAGAUUAAAAUCUGUCACAAGUCAGGAGGGUGUUCAAAUGAGACGGAAGGAAUCGGAAAAGGAUGAGACACGAGAGAGACGGUACACGUCGGAAAUGAAAAUUAACGUGAGUGGGAAGGGCCAGAUCCAGGAGGUGGUCGCCAAGUGUGGUCAAACAGACAUCACCAUAGCAACCAACCCCACCCCUAGCAACCCAGUGUCCAUAUUUUGUCCUACGGUAAAUUGUAGAGGUCAUGUACGCAACUCGGAGCCCAUUUGUCAACCUGACCCGAUGUUUGAUGUGAAUGAUAUUCCAGCAGAGGAAAAUCAAUCUAAAGGAAUUUUAUCUAAAGACAAUGAAGACACAAAUAGAAAUAAUGAUGGGAGUUCCACUCUUAAUGAAUGUCAGACAAAUAAGCUAAGAGAAUAUGACAGGAAAGAGGAUAGUGCUGUGUUAGGUCCAUCUCGGCAACAAACAUUAGACACAAGAAUUGCUCAUUCUACAAACUCUCUGGACAAAAGUAACACUCAAUCUUCAAACUCACAGGAAAUGAGUAAUUCAAACUCACAGGACAAGAGUAAGGCUCAGUCUUCAAACCCACAGGACAAGAGUAAGGCUCAGUCUACAAACCCACAGGACAAGAGUAACACUCAGUCUCUAAACUCACAAGACACAAAUAAGACUCAUUCUCUGAUCUCACAGGAUUCUACAGAGGAGGAAGAUUAUGUACCAAUGGAUUGGCCUCGCACUGACGGCCUCGGGACACAAGAGAACGGAGAGACUUGUGAAGAAGUCUGCUUGAGAGAGAAGUCAGGUCAGAAGUCGGGAGUGUUACGAUACUCGCUGUCAGAUGUGUCGUUAUGUACCAAAGUCAUCAGGCUACAGGUGACUCACCACAUCAGCUCUUUGGUGUUUGAAGGUAAAGAUGCUCAGGCUCUCUCUGUCAUUGACAAACCCCUGCACAGUCUUUUAGAGGUCAGUGGGGCACCACAAGGGUUACAGGAAUAUGUCAAAUCUCAGUACAGCGACAGUAAAACCUUGAUGGACCUUGAUACAGCUUUCCUCAUCAGCAUUAUAGACGCCAUUAGAUACAGGUCUCUCUUUCAUGACCUUGUUCAGAAGAGUGUCCUUGAGGUCAUGAACUGUAUGUUUGGUAAAUACAGCCUUGAUGUCCUGAAGGUGGCCUUGACCUGUUUGACCUCUGUGUUCCAGAACCAGCAUAUCCUGCCCCAGUUAUCAGAGUCCACAUUUUUGAAGGAGGCAAAAGGAAUUAUAUCAAAAUUAUCAGGUGUUUUACAAACAGACGUACCAGCAAUACGGGAACUUCACAGGGUUGUGAGUGACAUCACAUCACAUGCACCAAUCUGUAGUCACAACACAAGAGCAAUCAGACAGCACUUUACCCCAUAG
Messenger RNA from Saccostrea cuccullata (small rock oyster), 2469 nucleotides. RefSeq lists its product as uncharacterized. NCBI's taxonomy places the organism in Eukaryota, Metazoa, Mollusca, Bivalvia, Ostreida, Ostreidae. The coding region runs from base 1 to 2469 and encodes 822 amino acids. The transcript has 8 exons. The record is from RefSeq and is a predicted model, not a curated record.